Molecule: messenger RNA, 3600 nt
Organism: Gymnodraco acuticeps
Lineage: Eukaryota; Metazoa; Chordata; Actinopteri; Perciformes; Bathydraconidae
Gene: ncanb
Product: neurocan b
Exons: 11
Biological process (GO): cell adhesion
Molecular function (GO): calcium ion binding; hyaluronic acid binding
Source: RefSeq, a predicted model, not a curated record
ACUCUUUUGUUCAGUAGCGCUCAGCUGCUGGAGAGGUGAGCACCACUUCGCGCUCUGCACUCAUCGCGGCUCCUCUCCGAAAGAAACGCGUUCACUGUUCGAGACAUUCAUACCCUGCAUGCACAAGAGACCCUGUGACACCCGAUCAGUUUUGCGAAUCUGCUUCGUUUUCUGCCGCACUUCAAGUGCUUUUUACGCGUCGCUGGAUGGUUCAGCUCUCCGUAUCUGUGGCGCUAUAGCACCUGCACCGUACCGUAUCAGACCGACGCUCCUGUCAGGCUGCUGCAUCGCUCUACAUUCCUGUGGACCGGACCUCGUCUAAAAAGGUGCAGCAGGAUGCAGGGCGCUCUGCCUGGGUGUGGACUGCAGCCCCUGCUGGCCCUCCUUCUGCUUCAAACUGUGGGCUGUGGCGUAACCGACGCAGACACCAUGGUGAAUAUGCGGAAAGUGACCCAUCAGACCAUUAGCGAGGAGAUGUCCAAAGCUGUUCUCCUCCCCUGCCUCUUCACCCUGCGCCCCGGGGCCAGUUCAUCCCAUGAGCCCCCCCGGAUCAAGUGGACCAAGGUCUGGGGCCAGAGAGGCUCCGACGGCCUGCAGAAGGAGCAGUCGGUCCUGGUGGCUAAAGACAAUGUGGUCAAGGUGAAGAAGGCCUUUCAGGGUCGUGUGAUGUUGCCUGGUUACAAUGAGAACCGCUACAAUGCCAGUCUUGCUCUGUCAGGGCUGCGCUCCAGCGACUCGGGCCUGUACCGCUGUGAGGUCGUGGUGGGCAUCAACGAUGAGCAGGACACAGUUCCCCUGGAGGUCACAGGUGUUGUAUUUCACUACCGGGCUCCUCAUGACCGCUACGCCCUGUCCUUUGCUGACGCCAAGAGAGUGUGCGUGGAGAACUCUGCAGUCAUCGCAACACCAGGCCAGCUGCAGGUUACCUUUGCUGACGGAUACGACAACUGUGAUGCAGGCUGGCUGUCUGACCAGACUGUGCGGUAUCCCAUCCAGUCGCCACGGCCCGGUUGCUAUGGCGAUCGCGAGGACUCACCUGGAGUCCGUAACUACGGUGAUAGGUCAUCCGAUGAGCUGUUUGAUGUCUACUGCUUUGCUAAGCAGCUUCACGGUGAAGUCUUCCACUCCACUGUGACGGAGAAGUUGAGUCUGGCCACAGCCUCCACCCACUGUCACUCCCUGGGAGCCCAGCUGGCCACCGUGGGUCAGCUGUACCUCUCCUGGCAGGCCGGUCUGGACCAGUGUGACCCCGGCUGGCUCGCUGACGGCAGCGCCCGCUACCCCAUCAACGUCCCGCGGAAGAACUGCGGCGGAGACGAGCCCGGCGUGCGGACCGUCUACAACAAGCCUGACCGCACUGGCUUCCCCGACACCACAGCUCUGUACGACGCCUACUGCUACCGAGCCCACCACACAGAGGGGGUCCAGGCUGUGGAGGCGCAGGCUUUGUACCAGGGACCCGACCCAGCAGCAGAGCCCAUCUCUCCAGUCACUGAAGCCCAGCGUAGUGCCUCUUUCUCCAAAACCUCCACCUGGACUGGCCUGGUUGACUUGGACAGCGCAGGAGUCAGCUCCAUUGCUGGGAACAACGACUCCUCUGAGAUCUCUGAAGAGCACGUAGUCAUCCAUUUAAGACCGGAGGAGGUUUGGGAUGAAAAACAGGCGAGUCAACUGAGCCAGGAAGAGUCUGAAGGCCCAAAGAGCAGCAGCGCCAUGAGCCUUCCAGACCAGGAGAACCAUGGGGGGUCUGCUCAUGAAGAAGAAGAUGGUGGCUAUUAUGGUUCAUCUGACACCCCGACGUUAUCCUCCAUAGCUUCUUCCACUCCCCAGUCACAGACUAGUAACAGUGUGUUGGCUGAGUUUAUGAACACUCUGGUAAGGCCCUUUAGGUAUUUGACAGCAGGUAAGGAGGUGGAGGAAAAGAGACUUUCAGUGAUUGAAGAAAAAGAAGGGGAGAACCAGACACAGGGGGAAGCAUCCAGUAGCAACCUGAGUAUACCGAGACCAAGUGGAAACAAGGGCAGCAUGGACAAUGCUAUUCUGGAGCACAGGAGUUUAUCCUCCAGGACUCCCACCAGUGGACUACAGGCUCCAGAGGAAGGUCUGUCUGAGCAGGAGAAAGAGGUGAUGCCACUGGUUCGAUUAGUGCCUGCAGUCCAAAACGAUGACACCACUACCCAGCCCGGAGAAAAAGCCUCCAGCACGUCUUCUAACAGCCCUCCAUCCAGCAGCAGUAACGGAUUCACUGCCACAGGUCCCAACGAGAGAUCGCCACCCACUGAACAUGUCAUGGUAUCCAGGCCUCAGGGUCCCAGAGGUGGCCCUGCUUUCUCUUCAGACCCCAACAACCACUUUCAGUGGGCCAUCAAAUCCAUGCGUGCCUCUAAACUAGGUCCUCCUGGAAAGGCGCCGUUUUUGGGUAAACGCCCCACCUGGGAGCCUAUGGAAGCAAAGAGUGGGCCAGUCGAGGUGAUGACCCUGCCCACCUCCCUUCGACGGGACAUCCCUGAAAACUAUUCUGGUCAGGGGAAGGACCAGGAUGCAGAAGAUGUUAAUGCUGCCAGAGUGGCAUCAGGGGAGGAGAAGGAGAUGGAGGGGAGUGGUGAGGGGAGCAACUUUCCUGAUGGGUUUGGAUUGAAAGCCAACAAGACUUCACUCAGCCAGACUGAGGCUGCGACUGUGGCAGAACACACUACUCUCUCCCACUGGCAGCUGGUGCCACAGCCCACCACCACACCUUCAGACACAGCAGAGGAGGCCAGGGGAGAGAUCCUCUACGUCCACAGGCCCACUGACCACCUCUCCUCUGCUCCUUCACGAAGAGGAGAAAGCAGUUCAAAUCCAGGUUUCACUCCUUUAUCUACAAAGAACAGUGAAGAAACCAGCGUAAAGGAGGUGGUGACAUCUACACCUGAAGCUCGUAUGGAGGUGCUGACAACCUCUGAAGUGACCACAGUGGAGCUUCUGACAACCAGAGACACGCAGAGGACGGAUCCUACCACCACAGCAACCACCACAGCAAACUCCUCAGAGAACGCCACCACCGAGGAGUCGUCUAUUUCCAUCUCAUGGGUUCAGGAAGACAGGGAGAAAACAACACCCAACCUCUCAGCGACUCCCGCAACCGGCGACGGAUCUCAAACGACUACGGGCGUUGUUCAGUUGACCACUUUUGCAUCUGACUCUAACGUUGGCGCCACACAAAUGGAAUCCAGGUCUGCCGUGUCUGAGUCCUUCGUGGUUGGAAGUCGAUGGACACCUUUCAAAACCCCCAAGUCAGAGGACCAUAAAACUACAAAAGACAACAAAGACACAAACAACCCUUUCGGCAUGCUCAUACCCAACUGGGCCUUCGGACUCGUCCCAUCAGUGGAGAAUAACCCAUGCCAGACCAACCCGUGCCUCCAUGGAGGGAGCUGCCUGCAGGAGGGGGAUGGCUAUAGCUGCUACUGUCCUCAGGGCUUCUCUGGAGAGAGCUGCGAGAUUGACAUUGAUGACUGCCAGUCUAACCCAUGCCAGAAUGAGGGAACCUGCAUCGAUGAGAUCAACUCCUUUGUGGUCUUUGUCUGCCCAGCUACGGAGGAGCGACUUGUGAGAAAG